GAGCUGAAAUAUUGAUUUUUGCCGCACGUCAUCAAAGUUGAUGCUGAAUUGCUGGAGGGUGAAAGUAGUGAAACCAUAACAUCGAAAAAAAAUAUACAAACCUUCGUAAUUAAAAUUAAAGCAAAAUUUCAGCUCAACUUAAGUAAUACAACCAAAACUCAAGAGCAAAUAGUUCCAAAACAUUUAAGAUUGAUAAAACGUUGCCUACUUGGGGGCGUACAAGAGCCAGUGUAAUUGUUGAGUGCAUCAAAUAUAGUUUGUUGUUAACUUUUUGUUUGCCCUCUCCGCACAUCCACAGUCAACAUUGGCGCAGUUGUAGUAAAUGCUAAUGGGCAAUACGCUGAGCCGCAAGUGAAAAGUAAAUUUAAAAACUAAUCCACGAUGAUUAAUAUGCGACCAUAUGUGCCAUCGAGCCGCGUCGCAGUACGUGACUCUAUCGACGAGGAGAUAAGUGACGAUAUUGAGGACGACGUUUUCAUAAAGGAUGCACGCUCCGCCAAGUUAAAUGAAGAGAAGGGUCUCAAGCGGCCGCUUAUGGCACCAAGACGCAAAAACGGCAAAAUGCAUAAUUCAACACCGAUUAUGAUGAAGCAUCGCAGAUUCCGGCGUUACUGCGAGCCUUUUUUUUACGGCUUGCUGACUAUUAUUGUGUUAAUCAUCAUCACGGUGGUCGGAGGGUACAUUCUUGCUAUGGUUCCUGCGUCUAUGCAAAGCCUUAAAGGUUGGCUAAGCGGUGGUCCUGUCACUAGUACGGGCGUAGGGUUCCAGCCCUGUCAGCAGAUUAGAGUACAACGCAUUUGGACGCAAAGAUUUCCACGCAUGAAUAGCGAGAGCCCUGUGCGGAAGGCCGAUUUAAAUGGUGAUGAUAUUGAGGACAUAAUUUUCGGUUUUGGUGUUGAUGACAAUAUUCAGUAUGAAGGAUUUGCGUUGCCCAAAUGUAAGUCUGCGCAAGGUGGGGACGAGGUGCCUUGUGAGGGUGGUGUUAUCGCUGUAAAUGGCGCCACUGGCAGUUUGCUUUGGCAGACGUGGAGUGUGGCUAAUGUCUUCUCAUUGCUAUGUACCUUGGACAUAAAUAUUGAUGGCUAUCCGGACUGUGUAGCUGCAGGAAGACUGGGUAUGAUUUUCGCCAUAGACGGACGUAGCGGCAACAGUAUUUGGGAAUUUCGUGAGAUGGAGGUUGAAACAAACUCUCCAAUUGUAAUGGAUCUCUACACGAUUAAUGUGGUAAGAGACUUGGAUGGUGAUGAAAUCUCCGAUAUACUCGCCGCACAUCUUGAGGAACGUGAAGAGUCUAAAGCCGGUCACAUUAAAUUGAUAUCUGGUAAGACGGGCAAAGUUGUACGCAGCAUACCAACCCCGUACAGAGAGGAAGUUUUCGUACCAUUACAAGUGAUUACAAAAGAGGAUGGAACUGAACUGCUAAUGGUCAUUACUGGUGGCCAAAAUACACCUGGCGGUAUUUACACGAUACGUUUACUAUCACUCAUGCAAUUUACGAGCGAAAAAGAAUUCACUCCACUCUUUCAAAGUAAACACUCUGGUGUGAUGGUACCGGCGGUUGUGACGGAUAUAACUGGAGAUCACGUUGCGGACAUUGUGGUGGCUUCGUUUAAUUCAUCGGUAUACGCGUUUGAUGGCCGUAAUUUUAGUAUGCUUUGGAAUUACACGUUUGCGGCGAGUGAGAGUGUCAGCGCCAUUGUGCCGGGUCAUUUCAAUCUCGACAAUGUAACCGAUUUUAUGGUGAAGUACAGUACUGGUCCGGGUUUUCCAGUUUACUAUUACUCCCAGACCACUAUACUGGAUGGCAAAAACGGCAAACCCCUAUUGGGUGGAAUACUGACAGACUCUGGUGGUUCCAACAGUUUGCUUGGCGGUGUCUCGGUAUCUCAAAGUUUUGGUGGCGACUUCUUUUUUCAUUGGCAAAUGCAGUGCAAGGAUAAAUACAAUGCUAAGGAUGCAUAUGAGUUCAUACCAGAAAGUGACAUUAUCUUACAAUCACGAGCUGAUACAUGCCGUUUGCGGUACAAUACGACGACGGUACUGAAACUUUAUGCAAUAGCAGAUGGCAUCAUGCCACCGGGUGCGGUAAUUUGUAGUACAGACGACAUUGAGAUUCAUCUGAAUCGCACUCAACACCCGCAACAUGCCAAACCGAGCCCGAAGUCCGCAUUGAAACACCCUAAGUUAUUGAAGAAGCUGCUGGCACAUAGAGAGGACCUAUUGAAAAAAAUUGCCGUCGGUGCUGACAUAGAGAAGUUGGAAAAGUUAACAAAAAAUCAAAACCCAGCACAUUACAAGGAGAAUUCGUUGAGAAAUCCUAUAUUUGCUCAGGAAGGGUUUCAGGAAGUCAUGCCAAAUAAUGAAGUACCGGCGGAAAAUAUAUAUGAAGCUGUAAAGCAAAAUGGCUAUAGUAAUUACUUUAGCGGCGCUUACGGAGCUAAUGGAAACGAACAAUUACGUCAACCGUUAAAAGAUUACGAGUCCCUGGUGGGUGCACACGGUCCUGAUGACUACGAUUCUAAUCUCUACGUAGACAACGAAGUGCCGCAAUUGGUGCCACAAAAUGAACAUCCCAUACGUUUGCGUACAAAAUAUCCUGGCAAUCGCGAUGUGCGUAGUGACAUUACAUCCUUUGAGGAUGAGCAAAACGUUUCGCAUACCGUACCAACCGGUGGCGUGCCGCAAAAUAGCCUGGACAAGCAAGAACCUUAUAAUCUGUGGGAUCUCGAAGUGGAGAAAGAAGAACAGGAUGCAAUCGAAAGAUCCAAAAAUUGCGAUUACUCGACAAAUCCAGAUUCAUUGAGGAGACGGAGGGAUACCGCUGCUCAAGCGGAGUCUGACGAUAAUAUGGAAACAACGUCAGAUGGACCGCCGAAUAUUGGUGAAUCCGAUGAGUGGUUCCUGGCUUCAAUAUCAUCGACGGGCGUGUUAUUGAAGUCAUUGAAUGGUACUCGAUCUUCGGUGGAUUUCGCUUUUGUCUUGAACAUACGGGAGUCAGAGACCUACCCACCACUCUUUUUACCGCAGGAUCUUAGUUGUGUGGAGGAGAAGAUAAGUGCAUAUAAAAGUUACACAGAAGACAAUCUACGUAUACUGCGAAAACAAUUCUUAAAGCAAUGUCUAAGCGAUCGUUUAGUUGACGUUACACCGCAAGUGCCGAAAUAUGAAUCGCAGAUAAUCGUCACUCGUAUUGGUAUCACCUGUACAUGUUCCUGGUUACCAUCGCAUAUGAUUUGCUCUGAGCUGGAUGAUAUACAGACGCAACGUUGGACUGGUUAUAUGGGCAAUGAUGGGCAUGGUUACUACGCCAAUUAAAUUUAAGUGGUGAAUAAGGUAUGAAAUGAAAAUAUGAGAGGUAGUUGGUGGAAGAGUGUUUGUGUAUACAGUAAAGCCAUUUAAGCACAAACUUAGUUUUAAAACUGUUUUUAUUGCAGUUUAUUUCCCAAUCGCGCAACUUCAUAUUCGUAUUGUUUGUUUUUAUGUGCAAAUUUAAGUCUACAAGUACAGAUCGGGAACUUUCUCAUUUUGAGGUCAGGAAUUUUAUAUUUAUACUUUGAAAAUAUAGCUAAAAACUACUACACAAAAUAAAAAUU
Messenger RNA from Ceratitis capitata (Mediterranean fruit fly), 3593 nucleotides. RefSeq lists its product as uncharacterized. Lineage: Eukaryota; Metazoa; Arthropoda; Insecta; Diptera; Tephritidae. The transcript has 8 exons. Gene Ontology annotation, molecular function: protein binding. Bases 382 to 3315 code for a protein of 977 amino acids. The record is from RefSeq and is a predicted model, not a curated record.